CACCCACUUGAAAUGCCCCAUCCCUAAAUUACUAAUAAGAAAAUCAAAACAAUACCAUUUUCAAAUUUGGCAAACAUGAAGGAAGAGCAAAGCUCUAUGUCUAUGUUUGCCGAGGAUAUCCUAAGAGAUUACGGCUCCUUCAUAUCGGAGCACGAUGGGAAAUUGAAAUUAUUGCGGGAUAAAGUGCCUAAUUCAGAUGUUUUGGAGCCUGCACCGUGUAUUUCUAUGUCGCCAGUUGUCGAGGUGAACUUUAUGGGCAAUGACUUCAAGGUUCCGGACAGGAGCUUUGAGGAAUCGGAGCUUGUGGCCAAUAAGCCGCUGACAACUCUGGCAAAUCUGUGCAACCAGUGCAAAAAUCUGUCCAGAAAGGCGAAACGGUUUCAGCUGGCAUUCCUCUUCCUCGACUUUCGAUUGGAUGGUUCCCCAACAUCCGAGGGUUCCUCCGGCUUGGAGGGAUCCUUGGUCCGCAUGAGCAGCUCCAUGGACUUCUUUUGCCAGGUCUACUUUUUGCUCAAACGCAUGAUUGUGAUACUCCAAAAUAUUUGGAGACAAAUAGCCGCAUCUGUUAGCGUCCCCAUGGACAUCAAUGAAGUCCACAUAUUCGCUGUCUUUGAUGCUAUGGCUGAGUUACUAGAACACAUAGUAGUAUUCAAUGAACUGGCGAAUCAAUCAAAGAUUUCCACCAUGUGGGCGCUGUACAAGAAGUGGCUAAUACACCUGUCCAAUAGCCAAUCCACAAACUUGGAGCUCAAUGGCCUCAGUUCAUCUCUAGUGGAUAUAGAGAAUCUGAUCACCAAGGAUUUCUUUCGAAUUCUACUGGACAACCUGAUGGAGUUAAAGAAGCAAUUUAGCCUGAACAGUGUUAGCCCCAUCACCCAGCAUUCCAAUGCCUACAUUCGUAAGAAGCUUCUCGACGUCGAUGUGAAUCAGAGCAACGAAUUUAAGAACUACGAGGAUCCCAAGCACAUUGUUCGCCUUACCACCUUCGUGGUGGUGGUCCAUGAGCUGGGGAUCCAGAUGGAGGGAAAACUGGUCAAGAAUGCUGUCGACUUGGUGGCCAGGCAUAAGCAGGUGCCCCUCAAUCGAAGCGUUUUCUGGUCGCCUGCCGGAUUCCUCUUUCUACAUGCCAAAACCCUGCUGAAGUCAUCAGCCCGAUCCCAAGAUGGACUUGCCCCAAAAGUCCAUAGCACAGUUGUGGAGAAGUUUAGGCUUAGCGAUCAGAAGAUGUGUCGCCAGUUGGGCGUUCAAAUAUCGCUGUGGUCCAUCAGAAUGCAGAGGGUAUUCGAUGCCGGAGUCUUUGGGCAUCUCAAGACUUUCAUGCAGUUAAUUCUCAACGGUCACUCCUAUGCCGAUCAAGUUAGCCUGCUGGCUGUCUCGCUGAUCAACCGGAAUGUGGCUCUGAUGACGCCAAUGACCAAGAACGAUUGGUUCGUCGUCGCUCGGUUGCUGCAGUAUCUGAAGGUCAUUCAAAAGAUCUUUGAGUCAAACCAAAUCAAUUUCGUGCGCUUUAUCAGCUCGCUGAUACAGUGGCAGAAACAAAAGAUUAUUCACCUGCUGCACACAACGAAAAAGAAGAUAGUUGACCUCAAGUUGCUGCAGCGCAAGAUGAACUUUUUGGCCACAAUGAAGCUGGCCGAGAGGUCCAUCAUGGGAUUUCCGUGCAAACAACGAUUGACUUUCAUAAAUCUAGCCCUUGGAGAGUUUCUGGAUAAUCGCCUCCUGCCCGCCGACAAUCAAAAGUUGAUCAAAUCGAUCCUGCACCGAGUGAAUAACAUCAGCGACUUUAUGCGGAAUAUCGGAGGACAACUGAACACGUCGGACUCCUCGAGUCUGGUAUAUAAUCACUGGUUCCUGAACACUUCGGUGCUUAAGGAGUACACCGAACUGCAACGCAACCCCUACUCCUUACAGAACCUAGUAUCCAUGAGCCAUCACCUGGACAAGAUCAUGGCUAUGUUCAGGGGUUCAAGGUGUCCCAAGCAAUCAGCGAAUGACUUGAUCAUCGAGUUUUUGAGCAACCACCUGGAGUUCUUUCUGCGGAUGGAGGCCCUUUCGCAUCUCUUCCAGAACCAGGAUCAACCAUUCCAGCAAAGUGCCUUCGACUAUCGCCUCUGCAUCAAUGCAGUUUCAGUUGAAAAUCAAGGAGAUUACCAUAUUAUAAGGGAUCACCUAGAGAACUAUUUCACUGCCACGUUCUACAAUUUAACGACAAUCGCUCCGCACGACUGGAAAUCGUACGAAAAGAUGCGUCAUUUGGCCAACAAGGUGCUGCAGCUGCGUCCCAUCGAUGACCACCUGCCCAACCAGAUAAUUGACCAGGGCAUAGACGUGCUGCAGAUCAUGCGGAAUAUACACACUUUCGCCUCUUCCUAUGCCUACAAUAUGAACCUGCAGGUGUUCGUGGAGACGCACAGCAGGAGCAAGCACCUGGACAUCAUAGGCACCCGGCACGUGGCCAACUCGGUGCAGACGCACGGCACCGGUAUUAUCAACACCACCGUCAACUUCAUAUACCAGUUCCUGCGCCAGAAGUUUUACACCUUCUCCACCUUCCUCCACGACGAGCAGAUCAAGUCGCGACUGCUCAAGGAGCUGCGCUUUCACUCGGAGCAAAAGUACAGCAAGGCCUACCAGUCGUAUCCCUAUGAGCGCGCCGAGAGCUUUCUUAAGAAGAUCAGAAGGCUGGGCUGCUCCAGCAAUGGCGAAACUUAUAUGGAUCUGUUCAGGAAGGUAAUCACACAAGUCGGUAAUGCUGUGGGCUAUGUGCGCCUUCUGCAGGCGGGCAGCAAGCAUGCCAACUUCCGGAAUCGCUCGUAUAAGACCAGAUUCGACAGCAACUUUAGUUGCGGAGGCUCCAAAGUGCGCGCUGCCACGGAGGGCUCCAUUAAGGAAUACGAGAAGAGCCUGGGUCACAUGAAGGAAUGCUACUCGGAUAGCACAAAUUACUUCAAGCUUCUUUUGCAAGGCUUUCAGCCCUUCCUGUGCAAUCCGCAUAACCACCAUCUGCGAACCUUCUACCUCAUCACACCGGCGCUCAUCAUGAACUACAUUGACUACCGGGUCAAGCAGAAGAUGAAGAUCCACAAAAAGGACCAGACUAAGGUCUCGCUGUUCGAGGAUGGCUUCGCCAUCGGCCUGGUCUACAUUCUCAACAUGCUGAACCAGCAGACGGAGUUCCAUGAGCUAGGCUGGAGCCAAACGACCACGCAGCACCUGUACGCGGAACGCUGCAAGGUGCGCGACAUUUUGGCUGGUCAGCAGCGGUCGGCGCCGGAACAGCCGGACGAGAAGCUCUUCCAGACGGUGGCGAUAACCGAACGACAUGUGAACGCCUACGAGCAUGAAUACAAUCUGCUGUACGCCACUCUGAGUAGCUCCGAAAUAUUCUUCCAAUAAACAAAUAUCCCAUAUACCACCAAACGAAAACCGUAAUGACAACACACAAUUUAGUAGUUGGUUGCCGUUUAUUUAGAUUUAUUAAGACGAAAAUACAAUUCCGAUUCCGGUACAUAGCGUAGAACGUUGUUAUAUAUGCCAUUAGAUAAUCAGCAUUACUAUUACUAUUAUUAGUAAGCCAACAUCAAAAGAUCAAACAUUUUUCUAAGUCCCCUGA
This is a messenger RNA of Drosophila santomea, 3613 nucleotides long. RefSeq names its product WASH complex subunit 4 (gene SWIP). Bases 76 to 3396 code for a protein of 1106 amino acids. The record is from RefSeq and is a predicted model, not a curated record. Gene Ontology annotation, biological process: endosomal transport; endosome organization. The transcript is spliced from 9 exons. Gene Ontology annotation, cellular component: WASH complex; endosome. NCBI's taxonomy places the organism in Eukaryota, Metazoa, Arthropoda, Insecta, Diptera, Drosophilidae.